Molecule: messenger RNA, 7380 nt
Organism: Xiphophorus couchianus (Monterrey platyfish)
Lineage: Eukaryota; Metazoa; Chordata; Actinopteri; Cyprinodontiformes; Poeciliidae
Gene: dock6
Product: dedicator of cytokinesis 6
Exons: 49
Coding region: 152-6598 (2148 amino acids)
Biological process (GO): positive regulation of GTPase activity; small GTPase-mediated signal transduction
Cellular component (GO): cytosol
Molecular function (GO): guanyl-nucleotide exchange factor activity
Source: RefSeq, a predicted model, not a curated record
AGGAGGAACAAGGAGGGCUCCUUGUCUGGUCCUGGUGUGGAGAAGGAAGAGGUCCGCAUCCCAACACAGGACGGGGCAAACCCAAGCCGCCACGGGAGGAGAACACUUUUACUUUGACUUUCGAAGACUUUCUUUACAUGGAGGGCAAGAAAUGACAUCGUCAGCGUGCGAAAGGAGGGCGUUUGCUCAUAAAAUCAACCGGACGAUUGCAGCGGAGGUCAGAAAACAAGUGACCAGAGACUAUGGCUCACCUCAGCUGUCUAAGAAAAGAGGAGGAGCUCAUCAACCUUUACCCCUGACGGAGGUGGUUGAACCAGUGGACUUUGAAGAAUAUGUGAGCAGUCAUGCUCCAGGGGUUGAGGCCGGCCCCCUCAGACAGCUGAUGGAGUUUCCCCAGGAUGACCUGGAGCUCCUCCCGCUGGACAAAGAGUGCACUACACUGGAGCCACCUCUGCCUGAGGAGGAGGAGGACUCACUAGAUCCCAGAGUGAGAGAUGCCCUGGCUGUCUACACAGAUGACUGGCUUGUCAUACAUAGAAAAUUUCAACACUACAGCACCACUUACACCCCUCAAAACUCUGAGCGACAGAGAGAGAGGCAGCGAGGGCUGGUCAAACAGACCUUUGAACUGGACGAGGCUGCUGUGCACGAUCGCCAGGACGACCAGGAUGACUCGAAGCGGAGGUCGGUUAGCCUCGAUGAGACCCCCCGAGGCAGCUGGGCCUCCAGCAUCUUUGACCUGAAGAACUCCUCCCCGGAUGCGUUGCUCCCGUCCGUGCUGGAGCGGACAGCUGCAGAGGAUAUGGACCGGAACAACAUGGAGGCACGCUCUCAGGAGCGCCACAGUGACCUGCUGGGCCUCUACCCUCCCCCUGAUGAGGAUGAAGCAGUGGAGAGAUGUCCUCUACCUGAGGUGCCCAAAGAGCACUGCGGCCAGAGGAUUAUGGUCAAGUGUUUGUCACUAAAAUUUGAGAUUGAAAUUGAGCCAAUAUUUGGAUCACUUGCUCUUUAUGACGUUAAGGAAAAGAAAAAGAUCUCAGAGAAUUUUUACUUCGACCUUAACUCAGAUCAGAUGAAAGGACUGCUGAAACCUCACACACCUCACAUAGUUAUAUCCACGCUGGCUCGUUCCGCCAUUUUCUCCAUCACAUAUCCUUCUCCAGAUAUCUUCUUGGUCAUUAAGCUUGAAAAAGUUCUUCAGCAGGGAGACAUUGGUGAAUGCUGUGAACCCUACAUGGUCAUGAAAGAAUCGGACUCCUCAAAGCACAAGGAAAAGCUGGAGAAGCUCCGCCUCCAGGCAGAGCAGGCGUGCUCUCGUCUUGGACGUUUCCGCAUGCCUUUUGCCUGGACAGCCAUUCACCUCCUCAACAUCGUCAGCAGCGUUGGUGGUCUCGAUCGGUCUGACCCAGACUCUGACUCUGAACGAAAGAGCCACGGGACCUGGAAUGAGAGAAAGAAGAAGGGGUUUGAGAGAAUGAGUGUUGGGGAGGAGAUGUGUAACUUUGGCACUUUCCGCCCAGCAACGCUCACCGUCACCAACUUCUUUAAACAGGAGGGGGAUAGACUGAGUGAUGAGGACCUCUACAAGUUUUUGGCAGACAUGCGCCGGCCGUCCUCUGUUCUGCGAAGACUGAGACCUGUCACUGCUCAGUUGAAAAUUGACAUCUCUCCAGCACCGGACUCACCACAUUACUGCCUCUCACCAGAACUCCUUCACGUGAUACCUUAUCCGGACCUGCGCGUCCGGCCCACCAAAGAGGUGCUGGAGUUCCCUGCUCGUAAUGUGUACACGCCGCACACCACAUACAGGAACUUGCUCUAUGUGUACCCGCAAAGUCUGAACUUCAGCAGCCGCCAGGGCUCAGUCAGGAACAUUGCUGUGAAAGUUCAGUUUAUGGCAGGAGAAGAUCCCAGCCAAGCUUUACCGGUCAUCUUCGGAAAGUCAAGUUGUGCCGAGUUCAUGAAAGAGGCAUACACUCCCAUCAUCUAUCAUAACAAGUCCCCUGAGUUCUAUGAGGAGACGAAGAUGAAGAUUCCUGCCAAUCUGACAGACAACCAUCAUCUGCUGUUCACCUUCUACCACAUCAGCUGCCAACCCAAGCAGAACACUCCUCUGGAGACCCCCGUGGGCUACACUUGGAUACCUUUGAUGCAGCACGGCCGACUGCGCACCGGCUCCUUCAGUCUUCCUGUGUCUGUGGAAAAGCCUCCACCCAGCUACUCGGUGCUCACCCCCGAUGUUCAGCUUCCAGGCAUGAAGUGGGUGGAUAAUCACAAAGGAGUUUUCAAUGUCGAGGUGACAGCAACCUCCUCUGUUCACACUCAGGACGCACACCUGGAUAAGUUCUUCACUCUGGUGUAUGUUCUCGAGGAGUACUCCUUCCCGUUCCGACUGAAGGAUGUGAUUAUUACCGAAGCAAACAUGGAAGGCGAGCUGAAGGCCAGCAUCUCAGCGCUGAGAGGGUCUCAGCUGGAUACUUGUGUCAGAUUUUUGCAUCAGCUUUUCAACAAACUCAUUCAGCUAAUCGUGUACCCGCCAGUCAUUGCAGGCCAAAUUGUGAACCUCGGCCGGGCUGCUUUUGAAGCUAUGGCGCUGUUGGUUAACCAGAUCCACAAAAACCUGGAGGGAAACCAAGAUCAGCACGGUCGCAACAACCUGCUGGCAUCUUAUGUCCAUUACGUUUUCCGCCUGCCCACCGCUGAACCCGUCAUGCCUCCAGCAGGCACCCAUCCCUAUGAGAUGCCGGUGCAGUAUGCUACCUUAUCCAGGGCGACAGGCCGCCCGAGCAGCCUGCAUCUGUCCCGUUCAAAGAGCAUCAGCAACUCCAACCCCGACCUGGCCACCACGCCGAUUUCCCCGGAUGAGGAAGUCCAAAGGAUCAUAGGAAGCAAGGGCAUUGACCGCUCCCACUCCUGGGUAAACUCUGCUUAUGCCCCUGGGGGCUCCAGAUCUGUGCUACGCCGGAACCCCAACUCCAGCUGCGAGCUCAAGCAGGCAAGCGACCACAGCUGCAAUCGCAUGUCUGCCUUUCUGGACAGUGUGGCCUUGUUAACUGUUCCCACCAGACCGAUUACGAAGAAGUUGCUCCACGAGGAGCUGGCGCUGCAGUGGGUGGUCAGCACCAGCGCAGUGAGGGAAGCAACGCUGCAGCAGGCUUGGUUCUUCUUCCAAUUGAUGACCAAGAGCAUGGCUCAUCACUUAUUCCUGACUUCUAAAUUGGAUUCUCCCAGGCGACAGCGCUACCCAGACCGCUUCGUUGACGACAUUGCAGCACUCGUGUGUGCCAUCAGUGCAGACAUUGCAAGCAGACAUCACAAGGAUGUGGAGGUUGUGGAGAGGCUGAACAACAGUCUGGCCUUCUUCCUUAAUGAUCUGCUGUCUCUGGUGGACCGGGGUUUUGUCUUCAACCUCAUUCGCUCCUAUUACAAACAGAUCGCUAACAAGCUCCACACGACGCAGAAUCCCAGCUCUCUGAAUGCCUUGAGGAUGGACUUUAUGCGUAUUGUCUGCAGCCAUGAGCAUUAUGUCAUCCUCAACUUGCCCUGCUCAACUCUGAGCCCUCCAGCGUCCCCCUCCCCUUCUACCUCAUCCACCACUUCACAGAGCUCAGCAUUUUCAAGCAUGGUUCAAGACCAGUGUGUGGCCACCAUGUUUGAGCUGUCGGUCCCUUUCCGCCAGCAGCACUUCCUGUCUGGCCUGCUGCUCACUGAACUCGCUCUCAUUCUUGAUCCUGAUGGUGAAGGGGUUUUCUUCCUUCAUAAAAAGGCCAUCAGUGCCAUUCACUCGCUGCUGUGCAGCCAUGAUGCGGACCCUCGUUACCAGGACCCUCAGGUUAGGGCGCAUGUCGCUCAGCUCUACCUGCCCCUGCUACCCAUUGUCAUGGAGUCGCUGCAUCAGCUCCAUGAUUUCUGUGAUUCCUUGCUUUCUCGCGCUCGCCUUUCCUCUGCCUACUUUGAAGACACUGACCCAGACAGUGGCAACAUUAUCAGCCAGUCUGUUGCCAUGGCGAUCGCUGGCUCCCCUUUACCGCAUGCCAAAGCUAACCCAUUUGCUCUCCCCUCUGUGGCCGGGCGCCAGAGCAGCUCUCUGUCUGCCGAGUGCAGCCGGACUCUGCUGGUGUGCUUCCUGUGGGUGCUGAAGAACGCAGACGCAUCUCUCCUGGAGCGCUGGGUGUCGGACUUAUCUGUCUUGCAGAUCAACCGCUUAUUGGAUCUACUUCAUCUGUGUGUGUCCUGUUUUGAAUACAAGGGGAGGAAAACACUUGAAAGAAUAAACAGCCUGACAUUUAAAAAGUCUCAGGACAUGAAAGCCCGACUGGAGGAAGCCAUUCUGGGAACUAUAGGGGCUCGUCAAGAGAUGGUCCGCCGCUGCAGAGGUGAGGAGCGUGAGAACAUGAUGGUUCAUGAUUUGUCUACAACUGUUAAAAUCUCACAUAUUCACUUUUUUUUUGUUACGUUAACAGAAAGGAGUCCUUAUGGUAGCCAGGAAAAUGUCAGGUGGAAAAAGAAUGUCACUCACUGGAGACAAAAUACAGACAGAGUCGACAAGAGUAAGGCUGAGAUGGAGCAGGAAUCUGUGGUGGAUGGAAACUUAGCUACUGAGGUGUCCCUCAUAGUACUUGACACACUGGAAAUUAUAGUAAAGACUGUGGUUGCCUCUGAACUGAAGGAGAGUGUUCUCGGUGGAGUCCUGAGAGUGAUUCUUCACAGCAUGGCAGGCAACCAGAGCGCCCUCUUUCUGCAGCAUUGCUUUACUACACAGAGAGCACUGGUUUUCAAGUUUCCAGAGAUGCUAUUUGAAGAGGACACUGAGCUUUGCGCAGACCUUUGUUUGCGUCUCCUCCGUCACUGCAGCAGCAGCGUCGGCUCCGUCAGGAGCCAGGCCUCCGCCUCUCUUUAUCUCCUCAUGAGGCAGAACUUUGAGAUCGGAAAUAACUUUGCGCGAGUAAAGAUGCAGGUCACCAUGUCUCUGUCCUCUUUGGUGGGAACGUCACAGAACUUCAACGAAGAGCAUCUUCGUCGGUCACUAAAGACGAUUUUGACAUAUGCUGAGGAGGACCUAGAGCUGCGUGAAACGCCUUUCCCAGAGCAGGUUCAGGAUCUGGUGUUCAACCUGCACAUGAUUCUUACCGACACUGUGAAAAUGAAAGAGCAUCAGGAGGAUCCUGAAAUGCUCAUUGACCUGAUGUACAGGAUCGCCAAAGGCUACCAGAACUCGCCUGACCUGCGCCUCACGUGGCUGCAGAACAUGGCCGGAAAACACUCUGAGAGAGGGAACCACGCCGAGGCGGCCCACUGCCUCGUUCACAGCGCAGCGCUGGUGGCAGAGUACCUCAACAUGCUGGAGGACUGCCGCUACCUGCCCAUCGGUUGUGUAACAUUUCAGAAUAUCUCAUCCAACGUGUUAGAGGAGUCGGCAGUUUCAGAUGACGUUCUGUCCCCUGAGGAGGAAGGCAUUUGUGCUGGGAAGUAUUUCAGUGAGGUCGGCCUGGUGGGCCUCCUGGAGCAAGCAGCUGCCUCUUUUAACAUGGCUGCCAUGUAUGAAGCUAUAAACGAAGUGUACAAGAUUCUGUUGCCCAUCCACGAAGCCAACAGAGACUUCAAAAAGCUGGCGACUGUCCACGGGAAGCUGCAGGAGGCCUUCAACAAAGUCUACAACCAAAGUUCAGGAUGGGAGAGAAUGUUUGGGACCUAUUUCCGAGUUGGUUUCUAUGGCUGCCACUUUGGAGAUUUGGAUGAGCAGGAGUUUGUCUACAAGGAACCUUCAAUCACCAAAUUAGCUGAAAUCUCCCACAGGCUUGAGGAGUUCUACUCAGAAAGGUUUGAGGAUGACGUGGUUGAAAUUAUCAAGGACUCUAGUCCAGUCGACAAAAGUAAACUGGAUCCCAACAAGGCCUACCUCCAGAUCACCUACGUCGAGCCUUACUUUGACACAUACGAGUUGAAAGAAAGAAUCACCUAUUUUGACAAGAACUACAACCUGCGAACCUUCAUGUACUGCACUCCCUUCACUCUGGACGGCCGGGCACACGGCGACCUGCAUGAGCAGUACAAACGCAAAACGAUCCUGACAACGUCUCAUGCCUUCCCUUACAUAAAGACACGCGUCAACGUCAUCCACAAGGAGGAGAUUAUCCUUGUUCCAAUGGAGGUGGCGAUUGAAGACAUGCAGAAGAAGACGCAGGAGCUCGCCUUUGCCACGAAUCAAGACCCGGCGGACCCUAAGAUGCUUCAAAUGGUGCUGCAGGGGUGUGUGGGAACCACUGUCAACCAGGGUCCCCUUGAGGUGGCGCAGGUCUUUCUCUCCGACAUUCCAGAGGACCCAAAGCUGUUUCGCCAUCACAACAAACUGCGGCUUUGCUUUAAAGACUUCACCAAGAGGUGUGAGGACGCCCUGAGGAAGAAUAAGAGCCUGAUUGGGCCAGACCAGAGAGAGUACCACCGAGAGCUGGAGAGGAACUACCACAAACUAAAAGAAGCUCUGGGUCCUCUCAUCACCCGCAAAAUCCCCCAGCUGUACAGACCCCUGCCCGUGCAGACUGUGCAAACACAACGGAAUUCCUAUGGCAGAUCGAGUUUUCGCAAAAUUGAGGCGUAGAAAACUGGACAGCAACUCAAAGCAACAAGCUGUAGAAACUAGCACCAUCCCCUCCCAUCUGUCCUUUCCCCCCCCCAUCCUAUUGUGCACCAACUGUCACCAUCACACUCUCACACACACACACACACACCCCAUCAUUCCUCAUCUUGGUCGUUAUUUUAUCCCCAUCCAAAUGCUCAUUCCUUAACCCUCUUUUCCCAGCAUAACCACUACUGCUACCAUACACACACUGAUAGAUGUUACCUCUUUUUUUCUUUCUGAACCAUACCCCCGUCCACCAUCACUACAGGCUCACACCACUGUAGGAAAAAAUCUCAUCUGUUUAUACUUGAAGCUUAUCUGCUUAGUAAACAUUGUCAUUUGGUGUGAGGUUCUUUAAGAGGUCUGCUUUUAAAGAAAGUUGUCUAAAGUAAUCUCCCAAACCCAAAGUAAUCUGUCUGAGCUGAUCUGGCUCUAGUGGUUUUACCAAACAUUACGUUUCUGAGUUGCUUAAGGUUUAUCGGUUUUGCUUUAGAGAGACUGUCGGUGGCCUGUUUUUUGUCAGGCUUUUUUAAAAAAUUUGUUAGGUUAUUCUAAACCAACUCUGUUGGUAGUCACUGCCAAAGUUUUAAACAAAAAAAAAGUCACCUCACUGUGAGUUUUCUUUUGUUGUAUGUGGACCAAAUUACAUUCCUUAGUCCUCAAGUUGUCACUUAUAUUAGCUCAUCUCUUUCUAAGAAUUUAAUAUAGAGACUUGCUGGGCACGUUCCAUGCAAGCUCACGUCUCACUUGUAAAAAAAAAA